UGCUUCCUCGGGUACGUCCUGUUUGCUGUUUAUGAUGUUGGGAUUACCGCCACCUUCAUUGUUCUUGCCGAGGCCCGGCAAACCUGCGAUGUGCUGGCCGUCAUGGAAGAAAGCUUUCCGGAACUACUUAAUUGCGUCUGGUUUGGACAGCGAGUCCAGCGGUCGACGGAAGGCUAUCCUUUACCAUUGCCUUGGUUCGGAAGGCCAGAGAAUAUUCGACCUGUUACCUCUACCUGAUUCGCCUGCUCCCACGUCAGUGGGUUCCACGAGCACGGUACCAGAUGAAAUGGAACUUGCCCUGCAAGUUUUGGAUGCCCAUUACGCUUCUGCGGUCAACCCCAUUGCUGAGCGACACAGGUUUCGCCAUCGCCGUCAGCUACCCAGUGAGGCCAUCGACGACUACGCCAUUGCGCUUCGAGAACUUGCCAGUACCUGUGAUUUUGGAACGACACUGGACUCUAUGCUCCGCGACCAGAUUGUAGAGUCAACCAAUAUUCCGCAGCUACGCGACCGUCUUCUCCUAGAAGGGCAUUCCCUUACGCUGAGCCGGACGCUCGCACUGGCUCGACAAUUUCAACAGGCGCAGAAGGAGUCCCGAGAAUUUACAGUUGAAACGCAGCAAGAUGACGUUCAACGAAUAACGAGACAGGUGCAUGGGAAGUUACUUCAAGGGGCUCAACGCUACAGCAAACGCACGACAGGCAAAACUCAAUGCUUUCGUUGCGGCUCUUCUAAUCACCUAGCAAAUUCCUCGGCAUGCAAGGCCCGGAACCAAAGAUGUUUCUUAUGCAAUAAAACGGGGCGUUUCCGUUCCGUUUGCCGUUCUGCAGGACACCUACGAGAGUUGACUAGCGAGGAGCCUGCCCAGGAUACUCCUUCUUGUGCUGAUGCCCAGACUGUUCUGCACCUGGAACGUGGCGUUACUAAGAAGAAACCUGGGAUUUUCAUCACCUUGACAGUAUCGGAUAUAUACAUACGUUUCCUCAUUGAUACUGGAUCAUCCGUAUCGAUAAUGUCCGCUGACACCUACCAGACGCAUUUUUCAGCAAAGCACCCCUUGAAACCGCCGUCCGUAAAUCUGUAUGACUUCUCCAAGCACUGCAUUCCUGUUCAAGGAUGCUUCACGGUGACGGUGUCCUUCGCCGAUCGUUCGGCACACCUGACCUUCUACGUAGUGUCCCACGGGACUACCCUUUUGGGGAUGGAUGCUGUCACAUCUUUGGAUCUAUGCAUCGACGGCAUGAGUCACACCUGCUUCAGUACUACGACGUCGGCUCCUUCUGUACCGCCAGGCAUCUCAGUUGAGUUCGGGCACCUUUUCGACGGAACUCUUGGGCUGUGCAAGAAUUACAUCCACAAGGUGAAGACGCGCCCUGAUGUGAAGCCUGUUGCUGGGAAGCUACGCCGACUACCUCUCACUGUACGUCAACAAGUUUCCGAGGAAUUACGUUUGGAGGAGCAGGAUGUGAUUGAGAGGGUGACAGCCUCGGAAUGGGUCUCGCCAAUAGUUGUGGCGAAGAAAAAGGAUGGUUCUAUUCGGUUAUGCGUGGAUCUUCGUGAACCGAACAAAGCAGUCGUGCCGGACUGUUUUCCGUUGCCACAUACUGAUGAGCUGCUAAACGCAUUAGCCGGCGCUACAAAGUUUUCAAAGCUUGAUUUAUCAUCGGCGUACCACCAAGUGCCUCUUCACCCGGAUAGUAGAGACCUAACUGCCUUCAUUACUCAUGAUGGUCUUUUCCGUUUCAAGCGAGUAUGCUUUGGACUUGCCUCUGCACCAUCGGCAUUUCAACAUAUGAUGUCACUUGUACUGAAAAGUUGUACGGGCGUGCUCUUCUAUAUCGAUGACAUCAUCAUCUACGGACGGACUGAAGAGGAGCAUCAGAAGAACCUUUACCGCGUACAGCGAGAACUCCUUCGAGACUCCAAGCCAUUCGUAUGGACGUCAAGUGCGGAUGAAAGCUUCAAGAAAGUGAAGUCGGUGCUCAGCUCCUGUCCAGUCCUCCACAUGUUUGACCCACGACUCCCUGUGAUCGUGGCGACGGAUGCUUCGUCUUACGGACUGGGCGCCGUCUUGCAGCAACUUAAAGGGGACCAGGUUCGCACAGUUGCGUUUGCUUCUCGCACGUUGUCUCCCCUGGAGAGGAAGUUGUAG
Messenger RNA from Ornithodoros turicata, 2152 nucleotides. RefSeq lists its product as uncharacterized. Gene Ontology annotation, biological process: proteolysis. The record is from RefSeq and is a predicted model, not a curated record. NCBI's taxonomy places the organism in Eukaryota, Metazoa, Arthropoda, Arachnida, Ixodida, Argasidae. The transcript has a single exon. The coding region runs from base 32 to 2152 and encodes 706 amino acids. Gene Ontology annotation, molecular function: aspartic-type endopeptidase activity.